Parathielavia appendiculata is the source of this 344-nucleotide messenger RNA. RefSeq lists its product as uncharacterized. The transcript has a single exon. Lineage: Eukaryota; Fungi; Ascomycota; Sordariomycetes; Sordariales; Chaetomiaceae. The record is from RefSeq and is a predicted model, not a curated record. The annotation marks the transcript as partial.
UGUUGGGCAGCCAACAGUUACAUGCUCAAGUAAGCUUAGAUCAACCGAAUGGUAUUGAACAGAUUGAGGUAUGAAACGAAGCUUGAAUUGGAGUCACGAUUCCAGAGUGACCACACAAAUGAAGGAUCAAGAUAGUGGGUUAGGGUGCCUCAGAAUGUCCCUUUCUUGUUGGAACAGAAAAUUGUCCUCUCUAAUCCUCCCAGGGGAAUUACCCCCUUAUAUAGAGACAUUGUGCCAUGGUAUGACGCUAUGUCAGGGACUGUGUCAUUGUGAUGGAUCUGUGCUGACUGAGAGUCUCGCAUUGAACAUCAGUGCUCAGUCCGUGAAUCUUGGUGCCAAGGAAC